Messenger RNA from Salmo salar (Atlantic salmon), 1842 nucleotides. Its product is annotated as RLA class II histocompatibility antigen, DP alpha-1 chain. The record is from RefSeq and is a predicted model, not a curated record. NCBI's taxonomy places the organism in Eukaryota, Metazoa, Chordata, Actinopteri, Salmoniformes, Salmonidae.
CCAAAAAAACAUCACUCAUACAAAGAGUAUGACGUAGAGUUUGAGGAUGAGCUCUUCUACGUUGACCCCAUGACCUACCGGGUAGAGCGCGACUGUCAGCGUUCGCCCAGCAGUGGACCCCUGACCCAGGACUGCCUCACGAAGUGAACGUGUCCCUCGGAACCUGCCAGUACAAUAUCCCCUGCUGCAUUGUGGGAGAAAAUUUGGGGCGGCAGGUAGCCUAGUGGUUAGAGCGUUGGGCCGUGUAACUGAAAGGUUGCAAGAUUGAAUCCCCGAGCUGGCAAGGUAUGAAUCUGCCGUUCUGCCCCUGAACAAGACACUUAACCCACUGUUCCUAGGCCGUCAUUGUAAAUAAGAAUUUUUUCUUAACUGACUUGCCUAGUUAAAAUAAGGUUUACUUUAAAAAAACAAUUUUUUUUAGAGUCCACCGGAGGCAUUAGGUGAGUGCUGUUUCUGUAAAGUCACACCCCAGCUAGCACAUCAUUAUCUGUUUCUUAGAGCUUGGUGAGAGUGUGGUUGUCCUAUGGUUAUUUUGCAUAUAACCUUACCACAACGUUCUGGGAAUGGUGCGGGGUAGUUGCUUGGCUUUGGAACAUUCUCAGCACAUUUAAGGAACUUGACGAAGUGGUUUGAUAUUGGGAAUGUUCUCAAAUAGUUCAGAGAAGGUUAAGAAACAACAUUCUUCUGUGUGAAUUUCAGUACUUCAGCAUAACGUUUCCUCAUGGUUCUAUUUAAAGUCAUGUUCUCAAAGUUCAGAGACUGUUACAAAAACAUUCCAUAAAAACCACAAGAAAAUGUUUGUAACGUUCUAAUAAUGUUAUUUAAAAGCAUAUACAUUCUGUUCUCAGCGUCAAUAAAAGGCUCUAUCCUCCAUCUUAAGUGUGUUCAGGUGUUAUGGCCGUGCCCAUUAAUUGGCCACCCCUGAUCUUAAUGAGUGCUUCUUUCCUUUGAAGUGGGAUCUGUUUGAAUAGACUAAAAUGAACAGCUUUGUAUGCCUUAAAAUUCUAGUUCCACCCUGGUGGCGAAGUGGACUAAGGUGUCUUGUACAGCAAAUUGGUUUGGUAUGUCUGGAUAAGAGCGUCUGCUAAAUGACUUAAAUGUAAUGUAAUGUAAUGUUUUUUUAUGAACUCUGGUGCAUUUAGCCCCUUAGUUCAGUUCGUUUGGACUGGUGUGAACACUGUCCUCACUCGGGAGCGCCCAACAGAGGCUCCCACCUCCCACAUAUACUCCCAGAGAGAGGUGGAACUGGGGGACCCCAACACACUCAUCUGCCGGGUCAGUGAUUUCCACCCAACAUCCGUGGAUGUGACUUGGACCAGGAACGAGCAGCCGGUGGGAGAGGGGACCGUCAGUCUGAACCAGUACUACUCUAAUGAAAACUUCAGCUUCAGGAUCUUCUCCUACCUGAGCAUCACACCUCAGGAGGGGGACAUCUACUCCUGUAGUGUGGGGCACGUCAGCCUGCAGGAACCCCUCACCAGGAUCUGGGAGGUUGAAGUGCACACGGACCACCAGACUGUGGAGACAGCAGUGUGUGUUGGAGGUGUGACUCUAGGAGUGGUGGGAGUAGCAACAGGACUCUGGUUUAUCAAAAAAGCCAAGAGGUCUGGUUGGGCCUUAAGAACAUAGGCAACUAUCAGCAAUACACCAAGGGCUCCAUGCAACAAUACCAAGUACAAUUAUCAUAUUCCGCAACCUACAACUGUGCUGGCGACAAUAUGAUGCAGUUCACUAUUGUGAGGGCAAUUUCUGUUAAACCUUACUAAUGCUGUUGUACUAAAAUAUGUCUUUAAGCCUAGGCAUUGGGCUUGGCUGGACUUCCUGUCAUUCACACCUGGGAAA